Molecule: messenger RNA, 3334 nt
Organism: Corvus hawaiiensis (hawaiian crow)
Lineage: Eukaryota; Metazoa; Chordata; Aves; Passeriformes; Corvidae
Gene: TBXT
Product: T-box transcription factor T
Exons: 8
Coding region: 146-1453 (435 amino acids)
Biological process (GO): positive regulation of DNA-templated transcription; somitogenesis; mesoderm formation
Cellular component (GO): nucleus
Molecular function (GO): RNA polymerase II cis-regulatory region sequence-specific DNA binding; DNA-binding transcription factor activity, RNA polymerase II-specific
Source: RefSeq, a predicted model, not a curated record
GCGCGGUGAUGUCACCGGGGGGGCGUUUAUGGCGGGCUAUAACAGCGGCCCGGCCCGCUGAGGGUGAGGGGAGGUGGUUCGGGCCCGGCUCGUUCCCGUCGCUGCCGUGCUCGGGAGCUGCCCCGCGGGCGGGCGCGGGGCCAGGAUGAGCUCCCCCGGCGCGGAGGGCUCGGGCAAGCCCCCGCAGUACCGCGUGGACCACCUGCUGAGCGCCGUGGAGAGCGAGCUGCAGGCGGGCAGCGAGAAGGGGGACCCCACGGAGAGGGAGCUGCGCGUCGCGCUGGAGGACAGCGACCUGUGGCUGCGCUUCAAGGAGCUCACCAACGAGAUGAUCGUCACCAAGAACGGCAGGAGGAUGUUCCCGGUGCUGAAGGUGAGCGUGUCGGGGCUGGACCCCAACGCCAUGUACUCCUUCCUGCUGGACUUCGUGGCGGCCGACGGCCACCGCUGGAAGUACGUGAACGGGGAGUGGGUGCCGGGCGGGAAGCCGGAGCCGCAGGCGCCCAGCUGCGUCUACAUCCACCCCGACUCGCCCAACUUCGGCGCCCACUGGAUGAAGGCGCCCGUCUCCUUCAGCAAAGUCAAACUCACCAACAAGCUCAACGGCGGCGGGCAGAUCAUGUUGAACUCCCUGCACAAGUAUGAGCCACGGAUUCACAUAGUGCGAGUGGGUGGCCCGCAGCGGAUGAUCACCAGCCAUUCCUUCCCAGAAACCCAGUUUAUAGCUGUGACAGCCUACCAGAAUGAAGAGAUCACAGCUUUAAAAAUUAAAUACAAUCCGUUUGCAAAGGCAUUUCUUGAUGCAAAAGAAAGAAGUGAUCACAAAGACAUGAUGGAGGAAGUGGGGGACAACCAGCAGUCUGGGUAUUCACAGUUAGGUAGCUGGCUUAUUCCUGGAAGUGGAACUCUGUGUCCACCUGCCAAUCCUCACGCGCAGUUUGGAGCCCCGCUGUCGCUGUCCCCUGCGCACAGCUGUGAGAGGUACUCAUCGCUGAGGAACCACCGGCCUGCGCCCUACGCCAACCCCUACACACACAGGAACAAUUCGCCAACAGCCUAUGCUGACAACUCCUCUGCCUGCCUAUCCAUGCUGCAGUCCCAUGACAACUGGUCUUCUCUAGGAGUUACUACGCACACAGCAAUGCUGCCCAUGAGUCACAGCACUGGCACAGCUGCCAGCUCCAGUCAGUACCCCAACUUGUGGUCUGUGAGUAACAGCACCAUCACGCCGGUGUCCCAGCCGAGCGGGAUGUCCAAUGGCCUGAGCUCCCAGUUCCUGCGUGGCUCCCCAGCUCACUACUCCACUCUGCCCCACCCGGUCACGGCCGCCUCCUCCGCCUCGCCCCUGUACGACGGUGCGGCGCCCACGGACCUGCCCGACAGCCAGUACGACACCUCUGCACAUGCCAGGCUGGCAUCCACGUGGACACCUGUCACCCCCCCUUCCAUGUAAACCCAGGCCUCUUCCUCUAAGACACUUAUAGCUACUGAAUUACUUUAGAUGCUUAAUCCUCAAGGAAGAGAAAGAGGAGACGAAGGAAAUGGUGAACAAAAAGCAUCUGCACUGCUCUGCAUAGAGCAUCCGCAUUAUACCUCUUAGAGUGAACGGUGCAUCACUGACUUCAUGUAGAGUUUACAAACCUGGUGAGUGUGCAAUUCUGAGAGCAGAUUCACUGCUUUUAAUAUUUUUUUCUUUUUUGAAGUUUGAUAGACCUAAGUUUGAAGAUUUUUACUUGGAUUCCAAGUUUCUCAGUGUUCUGAUACAUUUGGACCGGAAAUUUGGCAUUGUUCUUGAGUAAGUUACUCCUAACUGUUUUUCAGUUAAUUUUUUCAAACUGCAAAUUUAGCUAUAGUCAUGAGAAGACUUUUAUUAACCAUCUAGUUAGAGGCAUUCUGAAAUAUGCACAAAUGUAGCUGGGGAGUGAAGUUUUUGGAAAAUCAUGUGCACUAACACGUAUUUGCUUCACAAAUACGUUGUGUUCUUAACUGUACGCUUAUUUCCUUGCUGCUGAAUUAAUGUUGAGACAAUCUUGAAGAACUAUAUUCUUCCCAAUAAAACCAGUAUUAAUGUUUGGUCUAAAAAGUUUUACCCAAAAGACUCUUUUAGAGGUAAGUUUUGCUGUUUGAUCAUAUGGGUUUCAAAUACCCAUCAGCUUAGCUAAAUGUAUCAUUUUCAAACAGACAGUGUCUAAUUAGGAGCCUUAUCCAAAACCUUUUUGAGCCAUUGAAAAUACAUCACUUGGUGUUUUGUUUUGGUGUGGUUUUUUUUUUUUUUUUUUUGAAUCUUUGGUUCAGGCCUUAAGAGAAGGAAUUCAACACCUGGGGAAUCAUUCUAAUUUAUUUUAUUUCAAUCUUGUACUCUGAUCUAUAUUUAUUAUUUGGUAAGUUACAACUUUAUCUUUUAUUUGGUAAGUUACAACUUUAUCUUUUAUUUGGUAAGUUACAACUUUAUCUUUAACUAACAUGUAGAAGAUGUGUAAAUAAUACCUCAACCUACAGUGAACUUUAAGACAAUCAUUUGUGGGAUAUGUCACACAAUGGCACAUUGAACAGCAUGGAUGUAAGUAGUUAACUUGCUGGAAGAGCGAAAUCUGUAGCUGUCAAGGAUUUUGCACAAAAGUGCAGCUAUACUAAGACUUAAAAUACACUGACUGCUUGACUUGCUGGAAGGAACAGGUCUUUAUAAAAUAGUUCCUUCAUUAAUGAUAUGAAGUAAUGUGAUCCAAAUUCCUAAUGCAGGCAAACCCAAAACCUUGGCUGAAAGUAUGCCCUUAGACUCAUCUCUUUCUCCCACUGACUCUGGCAACUAAAUAUCCUGAGGAAAGUGAGUUCUUUUGCAUAAGCCAUAUAAAUAACUUUUAUAAUGAAGUGCCUAAUAUAGCAAAGCAAAAUUCUGUAUCAGGGAAUUCCUUAAAUAACUCACUGAUGUGUGCUUAUGUGCUAUGGUGGCAGCUAUAAGAUAAAAAAGCAAAUAUUUGCCACUGUUUUGGUCUGUUUGGUACCCUUUGGGCAGGUCCCUGUACUUAGAAAGGCUUUGGCAGGGUGUUUUCCCUGCAGAAGGGUCUGUGUGUGACUGCAGGAAGCAGUCUCCCAGAGGUACUCCAGCAGGAGACAGCACCAGAAAUGGGAUGGCUGCACAGCCACAUCCUCUGUCAAUAUGUAAAUAUUGAUCUAAGUGCUCCUAUUUUAUUGUGAAGGUAAAUUGUGUAAAUGAUGUAAGUGCAUUAUUAUUUAGACUAUUUUGUAGAAAUUAGCAGCCUAUUUCAUUGUUACAUUUUAUACUUGUAUUUCGGACGUAUAAUUUAAGUUAAAAAAAAGAAGUAAAGAUUCUUAA